Messenger RNA from Guillardia theta CCMP2712, 790 nucleotides. RefSeq names its product proteasome subunit beta type 3. The record is from RefSeq and is a predicted model, not a curated record. The transcript has 7 exons. Bases 18 to 644 code for a protein of 208 amino acids. Gene Ontology annotation, cellular component: proteasome core complex, beta-subunit complex; proteasome core complex. Gene Ontology annotation, biological process: proteasome-mediated ubiquitin-dependent protein catabolic process. Lineage: Eukaryota; Cryptophyceae; Pyrenomonadales; Geminigeraceae.
AGGUGGCGGAGACAAAAAUGUCUAUCACGGAGUACAAUGGUGGCUGCGUUAUUGGCAUGGCGGGGAAAAACUGUGUAGCGAUUGCAUGCGACAAGCGAUAUGGUGCGCAAUACCAGACUCUAGCGACAGACAAGACGAAAGUGUACAAGAUGCAUGACCAGCUCUUCAUCGGUCUUGCUGGCCUUGCCACCGACCAGCAGACCUUUUACGAAAGAUUGAAGUUCAGGUUGGCCAUGUACUCGCUCAGAGAGGAGAGGCUCAUUAAGCCCGCCUCGUUCGGAAAGAUGGUCUCGACUCUCCUCUACGAAAAGCGGUUCGGUCCGUACUUCAUUGAGCCGGUCAUUGCGGGGUUGGACAAGGAGAACAAGCCGUACCUCUUCUCUUCCGACUUUAUCGGGGCUCCUCUCCUCCCAGACAUGGACACGAAUGGGUUUGUUGUAGCAGGCACAUGUACAGAGCAGCUUAUGGGGAUGUGUGAAUCAAUGUGGCGGAAAGACCUUGAGCCCGAAGAGCUCUUCGAAACCGUUUCUCAGUGUCUUCUCGCGGGACAGGACAGAGACUGUCUGAGCGGAUGGGGAGCUGUCGUCCACAUCAUUUGUCCCGAUCGAGUGAUCACAAGGACCCUCCGAGGAAGAAUGGACUAAGAGGAAAGAGGAAUAACGAAUCCAUGGCAGAAGACAUCGACGAAUCCAAACGAUCGGGCAACAAAACAGCAGAUGCGCUUGCUCAUAUAGGAAUUACAGAAUCUCAUCGCUAUCGCUGCAUGUUUUAACUAAGAAAAAAUCUCAAG